Komagataella phaffii GS115 is the source of this 1356-nucleotide messenger RNA. Its product is annotated as Gamma-glutamyl kinase. Gene Ontology annotation, cellular component: cytoplasm; cytosol. The transcript has a single exon. NCBI's taxonomy places the organism in Eukaryota, Fungi, Ascomycota, Pichiomycetes, Pichiales, Pichiaceae. Gene Ontology annotation, molecular function: glutamate 5-kinase activity; ATP binding; RNA binding. Bases 1 to 1356 code for a protein of 451 amino acids. The record is from RefSeq and is a predicted model, not a curated record.
AUGGGUGAAAAUUGUUACACUAUCGUCGUUAAAUUGGGAACCAGUUCCGUGGUAGAUGAAGAAACCAGGGAACCAAGAAUCGCAACUAUGUCUCGUAUUGUCGAGACCCUUGUUAAGCUGCGAAGGAAGGGCCAUCGAAUUGUCAUCGUCUCCUCAGGUGCCAUCGCUGUGGGCAUGAAGAGAGUCAACAUGAAGCGGAAACCAAAAAAGUUACAGCAAGUGCAGGCAUUGGCUGCUAUAGGACAAGGCCGUUUGAUAGGACUUUGGGACGACCUUUUCCGUCAGUUGAAUCAGCCUAUUGCGCAGAUUUUACUGACUAGAACGGAUUUGGUCGAUUACACCCAGUUUAAGAACGCUGAAAAUACAUUGGAACAGCUUAUUAAAAUGGGUAUUAUUCCUAUUGUCAAUGAGAAUGACACCCUAUCCAUUCAAGAAAUCAAAUUUGGUGACAAUGACACCUUAUCCGCCAUAACAGCUGGUAUGUGUCAUGCAGACUACCUGUUUUUGGUGACUGAUGUGGACUGUCUUUACACGGAUAACCCUCGUACGAAUCCGGACGCUGAGCCAAUCGUGUUAGUUAGAAAUAUGAGGAAUCUAAACGUCAAUACCGAAAGUGGAGGUUCCGCCGUAGGAACAGGAGGAAUGACAACUAAAUUGAUCGCAGCUGAUUUGGGUGUAUCUGCAGGUGUUACAACGAUUAUUUGCAAAAGUGAACAUCCCGAGCAGAUUUUGGACAUUGUAGAGUACAGUAUCCGUGCUGAUAGAGUCGAAAAUGAGGCUAAAUAUCUGGUCAUCAACGAAGAGGAAACUGUGGAACAAUUUCAAGAGAUCAAUCGGUCAGAACUGAGGGAGUUGAACAAGCUGGACAUUCCUUUGCAUACACGUUUCGUUGGCCACAGUUUUAAUGCUGUUAAUAACAAAGAGUUUUGGUUACUCCAUGGACUAAAGGCCAACGGAGCCAUUAUCAUUGAUCCAGGUUGUUAUAAGGCUAUCACUAGAAAAAACAAAGCUGGUAUUCUUCCAGCUGGAAUUAUUUCCGUAGAGGGUAAUUUCCAUGAAUACGAGUGUGUUGAUGUUAAGGUAGGACUAAGAGAUCCAGAUGACCCACAUUCACUAGACCCCAAUGAAGAACUUUACGUCGUUGGCCGUGCCCGUUGUAAUUACCCCAGCAAUCAAAUCAACAAAAUUAAGGGUCUACAAAGCUCGCAGAUCGAGCAGGUUCUAGGUUACGCUGACGGUGAGUAUGUUGUUCACAGGGACAACUUGGCUUUCCCAGUAUUUGCCGAUCCAGAACUGUUGGAUGUUGUUGAGAGUACCCUGUCUGAACAGGAGAGAGAAUCCAAACCAAAUAAAUAG